CUCUCUCUCUCUCUCUCUCUCUCUCUCUCUCUCUCUCUCUCUCUCUCAUCUCUCUCUCUCUCUCUCUCUCUCUCGGCUCCCAAGCUCCAGCUCUCAACCCUAGCACGCGGGUUAUAUCCAGAGCCUCCGGUCCCGUCUUCUUCCUCAAACCCGAUCGAUCGAUCGCUGAGCUGACUCCAACCCGCUCCAUGUAUGGCAAUUCCGCGGCACGGGCAGUACUAGUACGACGUACCAGCUGCUAGUCCCUUCAAGAUUCAAGGGGGGUGGCUAGCGAGGUGCCGUCCCCACCGCUGCCGCCUGCCGGAGCAGGACAAGCACUAGCUGAUCUGGGCGCAGCUGCAAGUACCACCACGGCGGCACAUGCAUGAUCGGCCCGCCCGCCCGUGAGAUCUGAUCCUGCUGCGCCUGCGCCUGCAUGCGCGCGAGCUGAUCCGUCCGUCAUCUUCAUCCAUCCACACACAAGCGUGGUAGCGGCUGCUGCUGGUAGCAGGCGAGAGCGUGCAUCGAGAAGAAGAUCUCGUAUCGGUCGGGAAGAUGAUGCUCAAGGAUCUGGCGGCGAUUCAGCAGCAGCAGCAGCAGCACAUGGCCGCCGACGAGAACAUGUCCAACCUCACCUCCGCCUCCGGCGACCUGGCCAGCGUCUCCUCCCACCCGCUCCCGCCGCCCGCCAAGAAGAAGCGCAGCCUCCCCGGGAAUCCAGACCCCGACGCCGAGGUGAUCGCGCUGUCGCCGCGGACGCUGAUGGCGACGAACCGGUACGUGUGCGAGGUGUGCGGCAAGGGGUUCCAGCGCGACCAGAACCUGCAGCUGCACCGGCGCGGCCACAACCUGCCGUGGAAGCUCAAGCAGCGCAAUCCCAAGGAGGCGGUGCGCAAGAAGGUGUACGUGUGCCCGGAGCCCGGCUGCGUGCACCACGACCCGGCGCGCGCGCUCGGCGACCUCACCGGCAUCAAGAAGCACUUCAGCCGCAAGCACGGCGAGAAGAAGUGGAAGUGCGACCGCUGCGCCAAGCGCUACGCCGUCCACUCCGACUGGAAGGCGCACUCCAAGGUCUGUGGCACGCGCGAGUACCGAUGCGACUGCGGCACCCUCUUCUCAAGGAGGGACAGCUUCAUCACGCACCGGGCGUUCUGCGACGCGCUGGCGGAGGAGAGCGCCAGGGCGGUGACCGCGGCGGCGGCGGCGGUGGCGGGCCAGCACCACCCCGGGAUGCUCUUCUCGCAGGGCGCCGGGGGCGACGAGGGCGCCGCCGCGGGCGGGCUGCACCUGCCGGCGGUGCAGGACCAGUCGCAGCCGCUGGGCGGGCACGGGAUGUCCUUGCAAGAGCUGUGCCUCAAGAGGGAGCAGCAGCAGUUCGCGCCGGCGUGGCUCACGGCCCAGCAGCAGCACCUGGAGCUGCAGGCGGCUGGCUCCGGUAGCGUGGCCGUGUUCGGGUCGGCGAGGGCGCUGGACCCAGACUACAUCGGGAGCUCCACGCCGGAGAGCACGGCGCAGCCGGCGGGCCUCGGGUUCGGGUUCUCGCCGUCGUCCGCCGCUGCCACAGCCUCCGCGCACAUGUCGGCCACCGCGCUGCUGCAGAAGGCGGCGCAGAUGGGUGCAACGCUGAGCCGGCCGUCGAACCAGGGCCAGAUGGCGAGCACCCACAGCACCAGCACCACCAGUGCUGCCACUGCCAACGCAGCAGGCAACGUGCCCAGCACUGGCGCCGGUGCCGUCGGCUUCGGGGCAUCUCAUCACUUUGGAGCGGAUGAGAGGACCAGGGCCGAUCGCGACGCCGGUAGCGGCGGCAAUGCCGCCGUGGGUGCCGGCGCCGGAGGCGGCAACGGCGGCCUCACCCGGGACUUCUUGGGGCUCCGGGCGUUCUCCCACGGCGACAUACUGAGCAUGGCCGGGUUCGAUCCCUGCAUGUCGUCGCCCUCGUCGGCGGCGUACGAGCAAGGGCACCAGAGCAGCAAGCAGUGGCAUGUCUAGUCAUCGGCUCAAUCCCAUAGCUCGCCAUGGAUGAAUAUUCAUAUCCAAGAUGAGGUGCAGCAUGCAUGCAUGCCCGACAUUGCUCGAUCUUGUCGGUCGAGAUCGAACUUGGGGUAAGUCGGAUCGAUCAAAUCCUCAGAUCGCUUUUUUUUUCUUCUGUUGGCACUAGUUUUGAUGUUCAUUUGGGGGUAUGGGCAUUUCAAUUCUUACAUAAACUUCAAGGCGCUACAUAUAUGGAAGACUUGGAAACGUUUAUGCUACUAUAUAUAUCAUAGUUGACUCGUGCAUGUUCUUGGCCAGAAUUUA
This is a messenger RNA of Panicum virgatum (switchgrass), 2277 nucleotides long. Its product is annotated as protein indeterminate-domain 7-like. The record is from RefSeq and is a predicted model, not a curated record. Gene Ontology annotation, molecular function: DNA-binding transcription factor activity. The coding region runs from base 535 to 1971 and encodes 478 amino acids. NCBI's taxonomy places the organism in Eukaryota, Viridiplantae, Streptophyta, Magnoliopsida, Poales, Poaceae. The transcript has 3 exons. Gene Ontology annotation, cellular component: nucleus.